Messenger RNA from Acipenser ruthenus (sterlet), 2786 nucleotides. Its product is annotated as zinc finger protein 892-like. The transcript has 3 exons. Gene Ontology annotation, biological process: negative regulation of transcription by RNA polymerase II. The coding region runs from base 463 to 1887 and encodes 474 amino acids. NCBI's taxonomy places the organism in Eukaryota, Metazoa, Chordata, Actinopteri, Acipenseriformes, Acipenseridae. The record is from RefSeq and is a predicted model, not a curated record. Gene Ontology annotation, molecular function: DNA-binding transcription repressor activity, RNA polymerase II-specific.
GCAGCCAAUACGCGACAGUUUUAACCAGGAAAUGUUGUUUAUUUAUGCUGCUGAUUUUACAGUAUUGUAUCAGCUGUUGUCUAAACUAUUUGAUUUGGGUUAAACAGUGUUCGAGUAAUUUUACGUUCUUGUUGUUUUCGUUUAUUACCUGUGUGGAGUUCUGAGACAAAGUCGCUGUUCUGUUUAAUUUAAAACCUCAAACAGUGUGGAGCGUGUCAACUGUAGCUACAGAGAAGUUGAACUUGUCAACUUGAGAAACCAAACGCGCGAUAAAUGAUGCAGAAUACUGAAAGAGGAAAGUUACUCCUUGGAAAAUAACAUUGUGUGUGUUGUUUCUUUGUCACAACAGGAGUGCUGAUUAUAUAUGAAUGGAAAUUUUACAGAAAAAGUGAAAACAAAGCAGGUGUUUGUAACUCAGAAGAGGAUUCCGCUACUCGAGUCUCAAGCUAACAGUCAGUGAAGAUGGACGUCAGUGUCUCCGUGUCGUUCUUUCAAGACGAGCUCGCCUCUACCAUCGAGCACGCAGUGAAAGCGGCUGUAGACACCGUCUUGUGCGAAAUCACAAAAGUUGUCGGCGGCAAAUUCACUGAAUUCCAAAUGGAAAUGGCUGGAAAGGAGAAAGAGAAUGAAAGUCUGAAGCUGAGAUUGGAAAUAUCAGAGAGCGAGUUGAAAGCGGUGCGGGAAUGCAUGAACGCUGCAGAUGCAGACAUUAAACAACCUCUCAGAAACAUGAACCCCGACUCCAAUCAACAAGACUUUCAGAGGAAUGAGAACCAGAGAUUAUUCAUCAGAGUUAAAGAUAUUGAAGAGAGACGCGCUUUCAAUGAAGCAGAGGAGGGGCCAGUGAUAGAAGCUGGACAAGAGGACAUCUUUGAUCAGGAGUGGUGUGGAAGUAUAAUAGAGAUUACAGGGUUAACAAUUGUUGAAAGUAUAGAGAUCCUUGAACUUGAACCUGUCCACAUUAAAGAGGAGGCCAUAGAGCUGGAGUGUGAUCACAUCACAGAGGAAGUUAGUAAAGAAAAUAAAGUCAAUAUGCUGGAGGAGAAUAUAGUUAAGAUGGAAUCUAGCCCUUGUGAUUAUUGUCCAUCUGAAUUGGUCUGCAUGAAACCCAAUCAGUCUGUCUCUGAAGACACUGGUUCUAGUGUUGGAGAAGAGGGCACUGUGCUGGGGUCCAUUCAGAGGAAACAUCACCCCCCUCAGGAAAGAGCUGCAGAUGGAAAGGAGGAAGGAGCGAUGCCGUCCACGAGCAGCACAGCAUGUGCUGGAGUAAAACUGAAGCAGAGGUGGGGCGUGGAACCUGUCCACAAAAAAGAGGAGGCUACUGAACUGGAACCUGUCUACAUUAAACACCACCAGCAAAUUCACAAAAGCAAGAAACUAUACCACUGCAAUGAAUGUGGGAGGAGCUUCACUCAAUUCGGAAAUCUUAAAAUACACAAACAAGUUCACACAGGAGAGAAACGUUACAAAUGUAAUGAAUGUAGUCAGAGCUUCACGAAAUUGCAAUGUCUUAAAAAACACCAGCGAACUCACACAGGAGAGAAACCGUACUACUGCAAUGAAUGUGAGAAAAGUUUUGCAGUAAUAGGAAAUCUUAAAAAACACCAGCACAUUCACAAAGGGGAGAAACCAUACCACUGUACUGAAUGUGAGAAGACUUUCAGUGACUUGGGAAAUCUUAAAAAACACAACCGAGUUCACAAAGGAGAGAAGCCCUACCACUGUAUUGAAUGUGGGAAAAGAUUUAUUCAGUUAGGACACCUCAAAAAACACCAGCAAAUUCACUUGGGAGAUAAACCAUAUCACUGUACUGAAUGUGUGAGGUGUUUCAAGUAUUUAAAGAGCUUUAAAAAGCACCAGCGAAAUCACACAGCAGAAACAAGCUAACUAAAUGUGGGAAGAGGUUAACUUCUCUGCAGCUUCCAUCGGCUGUGUUUGAUUCCCGUAGUGGCAGCGUGGCAGAAAUCCUAAACGAACGUGUUGGCAAUUAAAAAUAUCAUUGAAGUCGCCGCUCUGGCUCUAAAUAAUUGAGUGAUGUCAUUAUGUGAAUUUCAGAAAGGAAACUGCAUUUCCCAGGUACGCACUGUGCUGAAAACCAAGGAUACAAGCGUGCUUGGAUAAACCAGUGCAAAGGUAGCGGGCUGUGAUUGGCUCAGGAUUCUGUAUGGUAUGGACAGUGAGCUUAGUCAAGGGGUUUCAGUGAGUUUGUAGCAAUUCCCAUGCUACAUAAUGUGGGUGUAAGUCUCACCCACCUGUCCCUUUAAUUAGGGUCAGUAGCCUGGCCAGGUUAAAACUUCAUUUCCCAUAGUUCCUUGCAACCACCCUCUGUUCAUCCUCUCCCCAUUGGCUCAUUCAGAUUUCCACCCCUCCAAUCUCAGAGCUCCUUAGUAGCCAGCACUUGUAUUAAAGCUGGCUAAUCAGGCCUGAGGGAGACUCCCUUUCUCAGAGGAAUCCAUUAAACUACAGCAUUUUCUUUACUUAAAUUUCAGUGAAUCCAUUACCAUCCUUAGAUAAUUCCAGUGCAUCCAUUCAUUUUCUUUUGUUGCUGCACUUUGUCUAAACUGCUCUUUUUGUUUUCACUGUUACUUGUUUAAGUUUAGCUGUUUUUCUAGGUCUGUUUAGUGUUUGUUGUUUUAUGUGUGACAGCCUCCAUUUUUUCCUGAUCCUCCUGAUUUUUUCCAAACAACUGUUCACCAUUCAACUCAACACUACUGGACAGUCUCAACAAUUUCAACGUACUCAAUGUUUUCACCAUUCUACAAUCCCCAUCAUUUCGGGACACUUUG